CUCCCUCUGCGCCCCAGGGCUGCCGCGCUGAUAAAAAUGGCGAAAUGGGGGUAGCCGGCGCCGAACCUGAAGCGAUGGGGCGCGCUGGUGGGGCGGUUGUUGGAGCGCCCUGACGUGGGCGCCGGGCUGCUCUUGGCAAUUUGACCUGGCGACCUCGGGCCGGCGCCCAGUAGGUCAGAUCACGGAUUUCACGGGUUGCCGAGGGGCCCGCCGAGAGCCAGAGGCAAUGGAUGAGCAGAGCGUGGAGAGCAUUGCUGAGGUAUUCCGAUGUUUCAUUUGUAUGGAGAAGUUGAGAGAUGCACGGCUGUGUCCUCAUUGCUCCAAGCUUUGUUGUUUCAGCUGUAUUAGGCGCUGGCUUACAGAGCAGAGAGCUCAGUGUCCUCAUUGCCGUGCUCCACUUCAGCUACGAGAGCUAGUAAAUUGCCGUUGGGCAGAAGAAGUAACACAGCAGCUUGACACUCUUCAACUCUGCAGUCUCACCAAACAUGAAGAAAAUGAAAAGGACAAAUGUGAAAAUCACCAUGAAAAACUUAGUGUGUUUUGCUGGACUUGUAAGAAGUGUAUUUGCCAUCAGUGUGCACUGUGGGGAGGAAUGCAUGGUGGACAUACCUUUAAGCCCUUGGCAGAAAUUUAUGAGCAACAUGUCACAAAAGUGAAUGAAGAGGUAGCCAAACUUCGUCGGCGACUCAUGGAAUUGAUCAGCUUGGUUCAAGAAGUGGAAAGAAAUGUAGAAGCUGUAAGAAAUGCAAAAGAUGAGCGAGUUAGGGAAAUCAGGAAUGCAGUGGAGAUGAUGAUUGCACGGUUAGACACACAGUUGAAGAAUAAGCUUAUAACGCUGAUGGGUCAGAAGACAUCUCUAACCCAAGAAACGGAGCUGUUGGAAUCCUUACUUCAGGAGGUAGAGCACCAGCUGCGGUCCUGUAGUAAGAGUGAGUUGAUAUCUAAGAGCUCAGAGAUCCUCAUGAUGUUUCAGCAAGUCCAUCGAAAGCCCAUGGCAUCCUUUGUUACCACUCCUGUUCCACCAGACUUUACCAGUGAAUUAGUACCAUCUUACGAUUCAGCUACUUUUGUUUUAGAGAAUUUUAGUACUUUGCGCCAGAGAGCAGAUCCUGUGUAUAGUCCACCUCUUCAAGUUUCAGGACUUUGCUGGAGAUUAAAAGUUUACCCAGAUGGAAAUGGAGUUGUGCGCGGUUACUACUUAUCUGUGUUUCUAGAACUCUCAGCUGGCUUGCCUGAAACUUCCAAAUACGAGUAUCGUGUAGAGAUGGUUCACCAGUCCUGCAAUGAUUCUAGCAAAAAUAUCAUUCGAGAAUUUGCAUCUGACUUUGAAGUUGGAGAAUGCUGGGGCUAUAAUAGAUUUUUUCGUUUGGACUUACUUGCAAAUGAGGGAUAUUUGAAUCGGCAAAAUGAUACAGUAAUUUUAAGGUUUCAGGUACGUUCACCAACUUUCUUUCAAAAAUGCCGGGACCAGCAUUGGUAUAUUACUCAGUUGGAAGCUGCGCAGACUAGUUAUAUCCAGCAAAUAAACAACCUUAAAGAGAGACUUACCAUUGAGCUGUCCCGAACUCAAAAAUCAAGAGACUUGUCACCACCAGAUAAUCAUCUUAGCCCCCAAAAUGAUGAUGUUCCUGAAACUCGAACUAAGAAGUCUGGCUCAUGUUCUGACAGUCUUCUUGAGGGUGGUCCUACUACUGCUUCUGUAAGAGAGGCCAAAGAGGAUGAAGAUGAUGAGAAGAUUCAGAAUGAAGAUUAUCAUCAUGAGCUCUCAGAUGGAGAUCUGGAUCUGGAUCUCGUUGGUGAAGAUGAAGUAAAUCACCUUGAUGGCAGCAGUUCCUCUGCGAGCUCCACAGCCACGAGUAACACAGAGGAAAACGACAUUGAUGAGGAAACUAUGUCUGGAGAAAAUGAUGUGGAGUACAAUAGCAUGGAAAUGGAAGAGGGAGAACUCAUGGAAGAUGCAGCUGCUGCAGGACCUCCAGGUAGUAGCCAUGGUUAUAUGGGUGCCAGUAGCAGAAUGUCAAGAAGAGCGCAUUUAUGCUCUGCUGCUACCAGUAGUUUAUUAGACAUUGAUCCCUUAAUUUUAAUACAUUUAUUGGACCUUAAGGACCGGAGCAGUAUGGACAAUUUGUGGGGCUUACAGCCUCGCCCACCUGCUUCACUUUUGCCGCCCACAGCUUCAUAUUCUCGAAAAGAUAAAGACCAGAGGAAGCAGCAGGCAAUGUGGCGAGUGCCCUCUGAUUUAAAGAUGCUGAAAAGACUAAAGACUCAAAUGGCUGAAGUUCGAUGUAUGAAAACUGAUGUAAAAAAUACACUUUCUGAGAUUAAAAGCAACAAUGCUGCCUCUGGAGACAUGCAGACAAGCCUUUUUUCUGCUGAACAGUCUGCUCUGGCUUCAUGUGGAACUGAAAACUCUGGCAGAUUACAGGAUUUGGGAAUGGAGCUUCUGGCCAAGUCAUCAGUCACUGGAUGUUACAUACGAAACUCCACAAGUAAGAAGAGUAAUUCACCCAAGCCAGCUCGGUCCAGUGUAGCAGGUAGUCUGUCCCUUCGAAGAGCAGUGGAUUCUGGGGAAAACAGUCGUUCAAAAGGAGAUGGUCAGGCUCUGUCUGAAGGCUCCCCUGGAAGCUCUCAGUCUGGGAGCAGACACAGUUCUCCCCGAGCCUUGACACAUGGCAAUAUUGGUGAUAUUCUGCCAAAAACUGAAGACCGGCAGUGUAAAACUUUGGAUUCAGAUGCUGUUGUGGUUGCAGUUUUCAGUGGCUUGCCUGUUGUUGAGAAGAGGAGGAAAAUGGUCACCUUGGGGACUAAUGCUAAAGGAGGUCGUUUGGAAGGAAUCCAGAUAACUGAUUUGGAAAAUAAUUCUGAAACUGGAGAAUUACAGCCUGUACUACCUGAAGGAGCUUCUGCUGCCCCUGAAGAAGGAAUGAGUAGUGACAGUGACAUCGAAUGUGACACUGAGAAUGAGGAGCAGGAAGUGCACACCGGCAUGGGCGGAUUCAGUGACUCUUUCCUGGCCCAGCCCCCCAGCGAAGAUCACAAAUUCUUUGAAGACAGAUUUGUUCACUACCCAGCACAUCUUUAUUGCUUAAAUUACACAUUGGAUACUCAUUCCAGUUUUCCUGAUGGUGAACAGAUAGGUCCUGAAGACCUCAGCUUCAAUACUGACGAAAGCAGUGGAAGGUAAUUGCCAAAUCAAGAGAGCCUACUUGCAAGCUACCUUGACCCUGACGAUUGCUGUAGUUGGUGCUCAGAUUUGUCAUCAGUCAGAUAAUCAGAUUUGGUUUUAUUUUUUGGUCUUCUCUACCUGAAACAUUAAUUUGGAAAUUGUUAGAAUAUAACACCAGUCUAGUCAAAGUAGUACACGGAGGGAAAUUGAGAGUGUUGGAAGAAUUCUUUGUAAGUAAUGAAAUAAUAAGUGCAGUCCUCAUUUAAUUUAGUAAAUUAGUACAGUCACAAAAUGCAGUUUGUCUGCUACGACAGAAGGCCAAUUGAACUGCCAGAAAAUGUACCUAGAGACAGUGCAUGCACUUAGUAACCUCCUAGACGAGCUCUUCUGUUGCGUUUAAAUGACCAUCUUUAUGUUUUUGGGUUUUAAUCAGUUUAUACUUUCAUCAGUGCUUGUAGAUUAGCAAGCAGAAGAAUU
Tupaia belangeri chinensis (Chinese tree shrew) is the source of this 3643-nucleotide messenger RNA. It is a transcript of the gene TRIM37, whose product is annotated as tripartite motif containing 37. The transcript is spliced from 25 exons. The record is from RefSeq and is a predicted model, not a curated record. Gene Ontology annotation, molecular function: ubiquitin protein ligase activity; ubiquitin protein ligase binding; tumor necrosis factor receptor binding. Bases 227 to 3184 code for a protein of 985 amino acids. Gene Ontology annotation, cellular component: ESC/E(Z) complex; aggresome; peroxisomal membrane. Gene Ontology annotation, biological process: aggresome assembly; protein autoubiquitination; protein monoubiquitination. NCBI's taxonomy places the organism in Eukaryota, Metazoa, Chordata, Mammalia, Scandentia, Tupaiidae.